GACACGAUUCUCAAAGUAUGUCUCAAUCAAUACAUUACCGCAGAUUUGAAGCUUGACUUAAAAGAUGACAAGAAAUCGAUCACUUGGUCUGCCAUUGACUACAGCGAAGAGACUCCAAAUCCGGAGAUAUUUUUGUUGCGUUUGAAAAACCCUGAGAACGCGGAACUAUUUCUCAAUGCCUUCCGGAGCGCACAGUCGAGACUUGAAGUGAAUAAAAGUUGCACUUCUGUUGAGAAACAAAACACUUUGAAUUGCAAUCAAAAUCUUAAAGAUACUCAAACUAAAGAGUCCACAAAUAGUGUCCCAAAGUGUCACUCAAAAUCAAGUGACGACGACAUCGAAAUUGUUUACAUGAAAGCCCCGGAGUCUGAAGAAAUCCUUAGGAAAGUUAAAGAAUUACAACUUCCGCUCAAUUUCUACGACUACGAGACUAUGGAGCCGUGUAAGGGGUGUCGGGGCUGUCGAGACGAUGACUACUACUUUAAGACCGACUCUAAACCACAAGUUAAGGAUCAUUCAAACCCUGACGACUCGAACUCCAAUAGCUUAUUCAGAUCGGCUAUCGCUGCCACAAAUGUUAGUCAAUCUGAAUGGAAAACUAAUAGUAGUCCGAAGUCAUGGAUGACUAGUACUCCGGCGCCACUAUUUUCCAGCGAACACAACACCUCCACAGGAGAUGAC
Molecule: messenger RNA, 681 nt
Organism: Oppiella nova
Lineage: Eukaryota; Metazoa; Arthropoda; Arachnida; Sarcoptiformes; Oppiidae
Source: the annotation of a GenBank genome assembly